AUGAAAUGUCAUAAAUGUUCAUCCGUAUUCCAAGAUCCUUUUCAACUUGCUUGUGGACAUCGGCAAUGUCGAUUAUGCAUUGAUAAACAAGAAGGCACUAGGAUUAAGUGUAUCGAAUGUAAUGAAGAAACGUCACGCGAAGAAAAAAAAAUAAUAAAAGGCCUUCCAGUUAAUGCAAUAAAAUCAAAUAUUAAUAAAACAACAAAUGAUAGUUCAUGUGUAUCAUCAAUAGUCCCGUCAAAUCGAUUAUCAAUACAAAAUUCACAUUCAAAAGUUUCAAUAGUAAAUAAUGUUAAUACAAAACAAAAACAAAAUCAAAUUCAUCAUCAAUUAAUUCAACAAAUCAUUCAACAUUAA
Molecule: messenger RNA, 357 nt
Organism: Rotaria sordida
Lineage: Eukaryota; Metazoa; Rotifera; Eurotatoria; Philodinida; Philodinidae
Source: the annotation of a GenBank genome assembly